Messenger RNA from [Candida] anglica, 2757 nucleotides. NCBI's taxonomy places the organism in Eukaryota, Fungi, Ascomycota, Pichiomycetes, Serinales, Debaryomycetaceae. The record is from the annotation of a GenBank genome assembly.
AUGUAUGUCUUCCCUGCCUUUGAUUCAAACUACAAAACUCGUAAGCGAACCUUCAAAUGCUGUCGAGUGUGCCGUACCAAGAGAUUACGUUGUACCAUCCUGUCGAGUGAUUACGAAACAGUUGGAUGUGAUAAUUGUCAAAAAUCCAACAUUUUUUGUGAUUUGAUUGUUUCAAAACCAUCAAAUUCUAAUCAAUCUCAGGGCACUCCGAUCAAUAAUCCUAAAGGUGCAACAUCGUCAUUGCAUACAAUCCCUCCACCAAUUCAAACCCAUCCUCGGCUCUCUCCGCCUACCCAGGCAAGUAGUGCUCCGAGGCCAAUUGAAUACAGUGGAUCUUCGUCCUCAUCGUUGCCCGUUGCUGGUGCCAAAGUACCCAUACCGACUCCCUUGGUCAAUGUUGAUGAUUACGGUGGAUUCCCCAAAUAUCCUUCAACCACCAAUCUUGAUCCAAAUAUAAUUCCAGGAGUUGGAUCACUCCCUAAUACCAAUAUUCCCAAUAGUAAUUUCAACAUAAAUGCAUAUCCAUAUAAUACAAGAGAUAGAGUGCCCCUCAAUGCUGGACAACUGCAACAACAUCAUAUAAACCCUCGUGAUUAUCCAACCAAUUACGAUGUGAGCAAUCAGAUGAUUCAUAAUCCAUAUGAAACAGCAAUUGCUCCAAAAUACAUUGUUCCCCCGGACAGCAUAAUACCUUAUACUAAUGUAGCCGAACAUAGCUACCCAAAUCCAAUACCGAACCCAUCAUUAGGUAUACCUUCGUAUGAUACAAGUAUACCUGAUACAACAUCACCUAGAGUGAUAGCCAAUAAUCCACCAAUGCUAGAUACAAUUAAAAUAACCCCAGAAUCCUUGAAAAGGGAAUUCGGUUUUAAUACGUCAAACAAGAUUCAAAGGCCAAACUUGAAUGAAGAUCAAGAAAAGAAGGAAGUAAUUAGAAGUCCUAGCAUAAAUAUCCAGAGUCCCAAUAUUCCUGUCCAACAACCCCCUUCAUCUACCCCUUCAAAUUAUAUUAGAAACAUUCAGAUGUAUCGAUUCUUGCUAUCAAUUGAUGCAUUCCGUUUGGGUUUAGAUGAUAAAACAACCAAAGAAUUAGCACAACUAUAUUUCUUCAAAAUCAAUAGCGUCUUCCCCAUAAUAUACGAAGAUGAUUUCUGGAAAGAUUUUUCUAAAGGGUUGGUUCCAAAUAUAAUCCUAUAUGCUACUAUCGUUGUGAUUGCAAGAGAUAAGUUGGCUGAGCAAAUCUUCAUCAACAAUGGUGUGUUUCAGAGUAGCACCUUUCAAGUAGAACUUGAAACUUUUUACAAUAAUCUUAUAUUAAAAAUAAGACAACUAUUGCUAGUUUUGCCUGAGUUGGGUGAUGAUAAUAAGUUAGCAAGGUUUAUAUGUCAAUUACUAUUGACCCUUCAUUUCAAUUUCAACAAGUAUGGGAAUGAGCAAAGUUCUCAUGAUCUUACUGAUUGCAUAAACUAUGCUUUUUCAUUGGGAAUACAUUUAAAAUAUGGUACUAUCAAUAGACCUACCCAAGGAAAUGAAACUAUAGUCAGUGUGGAUACGCCUGAAAAGAUAAAAUAUCUCUACAACCUUUGGUGGAUCAUAUUAAUCUUUGAUAGAAUGAAUGCAAUUUUGAAUUCAAAGGCAAUCUUUAUUAAGAAUGAGGACUAUAAUGUUGAUGAAUCAAAAGAUGAAACAAUUCUAAGGUUGAUUAAAAUAUCCAAGUCAAUUGAAAAUAUGUUAACUGAACUAUAUUCUCCUAGUAAUGUAUCUACUAGAGAGAAAGGUACCAUACCAACAGAACAUGUGACGUUUUAUGAGAAUGAAUUCAAAAUUCAUGAUCAAGAUUUUGAUACAAAGUUUAAUGUAUUUAAGAGUAAAACAGUUAUUGAUCACCAAGAGCUGUUUUUACCUAAGCUAUCUAAAUCUGAUUAUCAAGAUAAUAUCCAUUAUUUGUUGGAAAGAUUGAUUAAUAAUGUUAUUAUAUUAGCAAGAAUUAAGAGCCAUGUGGAGGGAAAGUUUAAAGCGAAACCAAACGAUAUAUAUCCCGAAGCAGUGACAAGUGCAGUUAAUACCUUGACCUAUAUACAAUAUUUUGAAGAUCAUGAAGCUUUGAUCAACAUCCCAGUGAUUCCAACCAUUCUCUCGUUGACAUUAUCAGUAUUUUUGAAAUACAAGGCAAGAGGAAUUGCAACCAGAGCAAAUGAUAGUACAUGUAAAACGAGUGCACGAUGGAACAACAAAACGAUAAAUUAUUUCAAUUUUUUCGUUGAGAGGUCAUUAAGAGAACUUGCCAAGUUUGCAAGUAAAUGGUGGUUUGUAGGACAAGUUAUCCAAGAGUCUAGGGCCUUGAGUGAAAAAUUGGAUGCAAAGUUAACAUUCACGCCGCAGGGGAAUAGCUCCAAAAGGAGGAAAUAUAAUACAAAACAAACAAGAGAUAAAUUAAAGAUUCAAUCAUUGUUAUCUGAUGAAGGAGUGAUGGCUACAAACCCAAUUCAACCAACGUUCAUUACAAUAUCAUCACCUACAUAUUAUACAAAAUUACAAGACACUGAAGAAAAUUUAGAUUUUAUUGAAGGAUACGAGGAAAAUGAGGAAGAUGGCAAGAAUGAUAGUGUAUUUGCCACACCGGAAUUUGUGAAUGAUAUCCGUUAUACAAACUUGGUUGCAAUGUCAGAAAUUGCGCCAAUUUCGUUAAGUGGGGAUGAUCAGAGACAAAAAGAUGAUACAGAAAGUGGACAAAAUGUGGAUGUUGCAUGGAACUAG